This is a messenger RNA of Lindgomyces ingoldianus, 960 nucleotides long. RefSeq lists its product as uncharacterized. Lineage: Eukaryota; Fungi; Ascomycota; Dothideomycetes; Pleosporales; Lindgomycetaceae. The transcript has 3 exons. Bases 290 to 556 code for a protein of 88 amino acids. The record is from RefSeq and is a predicted model, not a curated record.
UCUGGCGCCAUUUUCUUCUCCUCGACCCACUUUCAUCAAUCGAAUAAAAGCUGCAUAGACCACGCUCGCUUCCCCGCAUUCUCUAAUCACCUCACCUCUUCCACUGCGACUGAGCACUUUCACUAAAGAACCUCGACGCGCUCAGCUUCACGCUCCACGGUUGAUACAAACUACGUGUCGCCAGCCUCACCACGCCGAGCCUCCCCCUUCUUCCUCUACAGCAAGCCCGAACACCACCCUGCCCUCCCUAUUCACAAUCACUGCGAAACUGCCUUUCUCUCUCACCACAAUGGCUCCUCGAUUCGUCAUCCCAAAGCGAUUCCCCAUAACUGCUGCAUCUGCGGGCAAGCGCACAACUCCGCUUGCUCGCUUCAACUCCAGCUCGAGCACCUCGAGGGCUGCGAGGGUCAUGGAGAUGGCCGCGCAGGCCGAGAAGCCGAGUGCUUUCGAAGCCUCUGUCCCCAUCCUGUGGGUCCUCUGUGGUGCCGCUAUUGUGACUGCUUGGAACCGUGUCGAUGAGAGGGAGGAUCACGUUGAGAAACUCCUCAUCGUCUAAUGCCCAUAUCCAUCAUCGGCGGCGUCCCUGCAUACAGCAUAUUCGCUUUGAUUCCUUCGAUUUGAAAAAUUGCAUCCAUACGCACGGCUUAGUGUUAUGGCAUAGGCAAUAGAUCUCCUUUUUUUUUCCUUAGGGCUUUCGGGCACAUCAUAUGGAUAACGGAUAUGCAGCGGUCUAGGUCAAUAGCUGUGGACACGGACUUGGUAUCGGUUUGGUCUGUGAGGUGUGAUGGACGGUAAUUCAUCCUCUGGCGUUAUGGUAUUGUAUAUCGAGCUUUCUCCAAGAUGAAAAGAUACCUGAUUGAUUCUCAACAUCUCCUUUGUCAGUCAUUGCGCAGUCGUUUCCGCUUUUGGCAUAUUUGUCUUCCUAUAUUUGCCAGUUCCUUUCAUCAUUUCUCUUUCAUU